Protopterus annectens (West African lungfish) is the source of this 1013-nucleotide messenger RNA. RefSeq lists its product as uncharacterized. The transcript is spliced from 5 exons. Lineage: Eukaryota; Metazoa; Chordata; Ceratodontiformes; Protopteridae. The coding region runs from base 307 to 1002 and encodes 231 amino acids. The record is from RefSeq and is a predicted model, not a curated record.
CAAUCCUUUUACUACCGGAGCUCAAUUAAUUGGGAGACCGGAAGUGCCGCUAGCGACCAACCUGGUAUGACGUCAUAAUCCAAUGAAAGGCUUUGGGCGUAGGAUAAUAAUGACAUCCCCGACGUAUGUUGAUAUCAAAGAGAAAUACUUUAUGUCUUUACUUGCAAAGAAAGGAGGUAAAAUUAACUGUUGUAGAACUCACCGGCACACAGAGGGCUCUUCUUUUGCCAUCCCGGAUACAAAAAGAAAACAAAAUUUGUUAGCCACAGAGAGCAGCCCUCUGACAAGACUGAAGUAACCGUUGGCAUGGCAUCAGCUGCCAGAAAUGAAUUAAUCCCAGUCUUUGUAGAAGAACCAGAAACUUCCGUCAGCAGUGACUUUCCAGAAACUGAUGCUGAUGAUCUUUUCCAAAUGCCAGACAAAAGUUCUUGGGAUCCAUCAGUCUCAGGAAAAAGAGAAGAGCAACAUAAGGAUGAAAAAGACGGGCAAAGCAGCUGCGUACCUGACGUUGUGAUCACAGAAGCAGAUGAAGGGAAACUCUGCCAUUGUUCCCAAGUAACAAAAAGUCAUAUUUCAAGCAAACGACUUGCUUUAGAUGUGGACAAUGACGGGGAGAAUGCUGUUUAUGACUUGCGUCAGGACAAGAGCUCUGAUAUGCAAUCUCUAAAGAGUGAACCUGGGUCCCUUGCAAGUGAAAUUUUAGCAUCUGCAUCAUUAAAGAGCGACAUCGAUCAGGAUGUUAUAGAUGAUGAACUGAGAAGUAUGGCAACUUCAUCUGUUACAUCCUUCUUCCAACGCUUACAGCUUGACCCUCUAGAGCGAGCCUGGCUCCAGUUUGCUGCCAUAGGAAAUCCAGCUGCCUUGACCCGACUGGUGCUUCAAGAUCCGACCCUCACAUCCAAGAAGGUACAACAAUCACUGCAAAUAAAGAAUGAAAUGUGUUUUCUUUGGAGAUUGCAAGAAAAAUUCGCAAUUCACAUACUUACUGACAAACCCUAUUAAAGGUAACAUUA